AUGUUGCUCAAGGCUUCUCCCGCGCUUUCUCUCUUGAGCUCCGGCUCCGGCGGUGGCGGCGGAGAUCUGUUUUCUCCGUCGAGAAAUUCGUCGAAUCUUCUGUUUUCUUCGAGCGCGCGUCGUGGAUCUAGGUUUUCCGUUCGGGCGGCGAAAGGAACGAGCACGAAGUCGUUAACCGGAGUUGUGUUCGAGCCUUUUGAGGAAGUGAAGAAAGAAAUGGAUCUCGUUCCCACUACCCCUCUGGUUUCUCUCGCUCGCCAAAAGUUCUCCGAAGAUUCUGAAUCUGCGAUCAACGAUCAGAUCAAUGUGGAGUACAAUGUCUCCUACAUUUACCAUGCCCUGUAUGCUUACUUCGACAGAGACAAUGUUGGUUUGAAAGGUUUCGCUAAGUUCUUUAACGAUUUGAGUUUUGAAGAACGAGGUCAUGCUGAGAAGUUUAUGGAGUACCAGAACAAGCGUGGUGGGAGAGUGAAGCUGCAGUCUAUUUUGAUGCCCUUCUCUGAGUUUGAUCACGAAGAGAAGGGAGAUGCAUUAUAUGCAAUGGAGCUUGCGCUAUCUUUGGAGAAACUUACUAAUGAAAAGCUUCUCAAGUUACAAAGUGUGGGUGUGAAGAACAACGAUGUUCAGCUGGUUGAUUUUGUCGAGUCCGAGUUUCUAGGCGAGCAGGUGGAAGCUAUCAAGAAAAUCUCAGAGUACGUUGCACAGCUAAGAAGAAUAGGAAAGGGUCACGGAGUUUGGCAUUUUGAUCAAAUGCUUCUGGAUGAGGUUUGA
This is a messenger RNA of Arabis nemorensis, 771 nucleotides long. The record is from the annotation of a GenBank genome assembly. Lineage: Eukaryota; Viridiplantae; Streptophyta; Magnoliopsida; Brassicales; Brassicaceae.